Messenger RNA from Cynoglossus semilaevis (tongue sole), 3926 nucleotides. RefSeq names its product collagen, type VI, alpha 1 (gene col6a1). The record is from RefSeq and is a predicted model, not a curated record. Lineage: Eukaryota; Metazoa; Chordata; Actinopteri; Pleuronectiformes; Cynoglossidae. The coding region runs from base 216 to 2876 and encodes 886 amino acids. The transcript has 33 exons.
UCCUCCCACUCCCUCUCCACCGAGCGCUCUUCUGUGGAGCUCUGGAUUUCUGCGCGCUUUGGAUCUCGCCUCGGAAAAACUGCGGCGGAGGCGCAGGAUCACAGAGAGUUGCCCUAAAUCAGGGUUCAACUGCAGAUAUCUGUUUAGUCCGUAGGAAUCGCAUUGUUUAGAUUUUUUGUUACUGAGGUUUUUUUUUGUUUAGCUCUAGUUUUAUCAUGGGGGCGCUCAGGGGGCUCGUUGCUGCGCUGCUGUGCGUUUUCCUGACCGGAGCGCAAACCCAGGUUCAGAGAAACAGACUUGCUGAAUGUCCUGUCGAUCUCUAUUUCGUCCUCGAUACAUCCGAGAGUGUGGCCCUUCGGCAGAAACCUCCCAACUUUUACAUUGACCAGAUCAAAGAAUUCACGAAGCGCUUCAUCGACGAACUGAAGAACAUAUGUUGCUUGUCUGUUUGUUUCGUCUCACAGGACACCAGGCUGUCCCUGAUCGCCACAGACCAGAAUUACAGACAGAAUUUCACUGCCGCAGAUGACACCAGGUCCACUAAGAUGGGAACCAUCAGAACCAUCAUUGACAUCAUUACAAAUGAGACAAAGGAUGUGUGUUGCUCCUUUGACUGCAAUGCUGCAGGUGGGCCAAAAGGACCGGAUGGAGACAGUGGUGGAAAGGUGAUGGAUAACAUGAAAGGAGAUAUUGGCGACAUGGGCAGCGUUGGAGAUCCCGGUCCUGUUGGUUACAGUGGAAUGAAGGGAGACCAGGGUGGAAAAGGAGAAAAGGGUGACAGAGGAACCAAAGGCUACAAGGGAGACAAAGGUGAAAGGGGCAGAGACGGGAUUGAUGGACGCAAGGGUGAAGCUGGUUUCCCUGGUCUUGCCGGCUGUAAAGGUUCUCCUGGAUCAGAUGGUCUGCAGGGAGAGCCUGGACCAAAGGGAGAUCCUGGUCCAUAUGGACAGAAAGGAGGCAAAGGAGAUCCAGGAAGAAAUGGCGACCCAGGAAGACCUGGAAACUAUGGACCUCUGGGAUCACGGGGAGAUCCAGGUCCUCGUGGUGCCGACGGUGACAAAGGAGAACGUGGUGAUGAUGGUGCACCUGGACCAGAUGGACCCAGGGGAGAUAAGGGAACUCCUGGAGAGAAGGGAGAACAAGGAGCCCGUGGAAACAGGGGUCCAAGAGGAGAACUUGGAGAACCAGGACCAAGAGGAGAGCAGGGAAGGGAGGGCCCUACUGGCUCCAAUGGAGACCCCGGUGAGCCUGGCAAAGUAGGGGCUCCUGGCUACAGAGGAGAUGAAGGCCCCCCGGGAGCAGAGGGACCCAAAGGACCCAGAGGAAUCAAAGGAGCUCCAGGAGACAGAGGCCCAAUGGGGGAGAGAGGAGUAGAUGGAGACCCAGGAAAUGGUACCACAGGUUGUCAUGGAUUUCAGGGAAAUCCUGGCCCACGUGGUGAUGUCGGUGAGCCGGGCGGCAAUGGAACCCCUGGACCAAAAGGAGAUGAUGGUGAGCCAGGAGAUCCAGGCCCUGAUAACAACCAACCUGGGCCUGCAGGACCUAAAGGGGCCAAAGGUCACAGAGGACCCGAGGGCAAACCAGUAAGAAUACCAGAAUGUGAAAUUCUGGAUAUCAUCAUGAAGCUCUGCUCGUGUUGCGAGUGCAAGUGUGAGCCUUUGGACCUGGCUUUCAUCGUCGACAGUUCAGAAAGUAUUGGUGCCUCAAACUUCGCUCUCGCCAAAGACUUUAUCAUCACUGUGAUUGACAGAUUGAUAAAAGAUCAGCAAGUCAAGUUUGCAGGAAACGAGUCCAGGGUGAGUGUCGUUCAGUACAGUGGAGCCAAGGCGCAAGAAGUGGUCCAACUGGGCACCAAUGCCGUCAGCCUUACUGAGUUUAAACAGGCAGUGAGAGACUUGCGCUGGUUGGCCGAGGCCACCUACACUGGCGAGGCUCUCGAUUUUGCUCUAAACAACACAAUCAAACUGAUGAGGCAAGAGAACAGGGUUGUUCUGGUCCUCACUGACGGGCGCUCCGAUAUCAUAAGGGACAAGGUUCCCCUUAACGUGCUCUGCGGUAAAAACAUAAGGGUUGGUGGUUUGGGAGUGAAAGAUUACUCUGGUCGCGUGCCCAACCAAGAGCAGCUUGGAGAUGUGGUGUGUAAGAGUGACCCCAAACCGGGCUUUUCUUUCGUCCUGGAUAACUUUGCUGAGCUGCUGGAUGACACUUUUCUGCAGAACCUCACAUCCAGAAUAUGUCAAGAUAAGAGAUGCCCAGAUUACAAAUGCCCGAUCACUUUCAAUGAAGGUGCCGAUAUCUUGGUGAUGAUGGAUAGUUCAGCAAGCGUGGGCCAGAAGAACUUCGAGACAAGCAAGACCUUUGUCCGUCGCUUAGCUGAUCGUUUCUUUACCGCUAAGAGGAGUCCCGGUGCUAAUGUCAAAGUGGGCGUGGCCCAGUACAGUAGAAGUGCGAAAAUGGAGCAGGGUCUCACGACCAACUACACGCUGCUUUCUAGUAAGGUGGAGGAAGCCGCUUUCCAAAAUGAUGGCACUAAUGUGUUGGAAGCCAUGGAGUUCGCCAUAAGAAAUUUACAGGGCCGAGGAGACUCGUCCGCUGGUGUGAGGAAGUUGGUGCUCUUUUCUGACGGAAGGUCACAAGGCGUCACCGGGCCUGUGCUGGAGAAGCGUGUCCGCGAGGUGGCAGACGCCGGAGUGCAGCUGUACGUCAUCGCAGUCGGCAGCCAGGUCAACGAAGCCAACCUGCGCACACUGGUGAGCAGGGGACGGCCGGACGACAUCAGCUACGCCCAGCGCCACCUGAUCCGCGUUUCAGAUUACCCCUCCCUGCUGCACGGGGUCUUCGCCCAGACCGUCUCCCGCAGGGUGUCCUUGCGUUAGAAUCGUGGGCCACACAAGAAAAUACAGAACCAAGAUAAUAGAUUUUUUUUUUUUGUCCCAUUAUAAUUAUUCUGUUUCACUCGUUACCAUAUACUGGGCAAAAGUUCACACAAAAGGACAAAUGAUUGUGUAGCAGACAAAUAGUGAUGCUUUGGUAAAUGUCCCUGGGACUUUUUGACCUUGAGCCUCAAAUUAAGACCAUCCAGGCUGUGCACCAAAUCUACAUUUUUUUUUGUUUGUAUUUUUUUGUACUAGGUGAUAGCAUAAAAAAUAUAGCAAGCAACUGGAAACUAUUGACAGGGGGGGGGGGAUUCCAGGGUUAAAAUGUCCAAUUUCUGAGAGAAUGAUUUGGUUUCAGAGAGCAAUUUGAAAUGGAUCUAGCGAUACUGAUUUCUACCCAACUACUGUUUACAUGUUCUAGCCCUCUGUUUCAGAACAUGCUCAGGAUUUUAGUGAACCUUGAUACACCUGAUAUCCGAAACCCAAGCAACAAGAAGUGUCACUAUCCAAUAAAAACCUGGCCAAGGUUAUGACAGGACAGCCGGAUUCAAUACGUGUGCCUCUGUACUGGUAUGUGUGUGUUUUAACGUAUGCAUCUGUGACUUUGUGGUGUCUCUGAACGCUGUUCGCUAAAACAGCUCCGCUAAUGUUUGUUGGUUUAUAUCCCGUCAAGACAGAAACUUGUGCAGCAUAAAGACCUCCGCUAAACACACACACACUAAACACAACGGCGAAUUCUAAACACCUGUCAUGGGUGUGAGGGCACAAUAAUUAACCUCCUGGGACACACACACACACACACACGCUAACCCAUACGAAGACAAACACGCAUUCACCAAACCCCUCGCCUGCACCUUCACAACUUUGACUGUCGGUGUUUUUCAAAAGCUCUGAACUGCUGUUUUGUUGUCACAUCUAUGGUGCUAUUGGUCCCAGGUUCAUUAGCCUCUACCCAUAAUGUUCAGAAGAUAUUUUUUUACCUGAGGAAAAAAACAAAAAGCUCAGAGGUAAUGUUACGGCUCCUUCAAAAUAAAAGGUUGCUACACCAAA